GGAAGCAGUAUUUGCGAUGCUGGCUGGUUUGUUAUGGGCUUCAUGCAUGGAUUGUUCUGAAGUUGAGGAUAGAUAGGAGAUGUAGAGCUGGGGUUUAGGGUGCGUGGCUGCGAAACAAGAUGGUCGCGUAUGGAUGGAUGUAUGGAUGGAUGGAAUAUGGACGGAUGGUGAUUGAUUCGGGAUGGGUCGCGGGAGGGAUGGUUUUUGGUUGCGAUAGUCGCCUCUUGGAACGAUAUUUAAUGGGUUUUGAGAGAGGUGGACGUACCGGUGUCAGUGUAGUCAUCGUCCUCCUCUUCGUCAUCCGAGGCAAGAAGGACGUUGUGCUUGCUGGGCUGAGGCUUCUCCUGGGCGAAGUGCUCGUCCUCGACUUCGGUGAGCUUGACCAUUGUGACGUUUGGGGAGUGUGAACGGUGUGGGUUGGAUUGCGAUAGAAGGUGGAGCCCGAGGGUCGUGAAGAUGAAGACGGUGGUGAGUGAGUAGGAAGUUGGAUGGAGGAGCAGAACGGAGAUUGAAGGCGG
This is a messenger RNA of Aspergillus uvarum CBS 121591, 518 nucleotides long. RefSeq lists its product as uncharacterized. The transcript has a single exon. NCBI's taxonomy places the organism in Eukaryota, Fungi, Ascomycota, Eurotiomycetes, Eurotiales, Aspergillaceae. The record is from RefSeq and is a predicted model, not a curated record. Bases 120 to 407 code for a protein of 95 amino acids.